AUGCAACAGCGGCUCGCAGCUCCCUCUUCGCUGUUGCCAAGGCCUCGCGAGGCCCCGCGAAACCCCAUUCCACCUCCCUGCACUCUCCUUCGAGCCUCCUCGACGCAUGCAAGACCUCAGGGGCGAACGGCGGCCCGACGAACGCCUACGACACCCCCUCGCAUCCACCUCCUACCCUCGUUAACACACAUUCGCCUUUGGGAGGGCGAACCUGAGGAUCGCGGUCUCCUGCACCGUCGAACGGAAACGUUCGACCGCGCGUUCAUUCUGGAAGGUUGCAGAGAGCCCAGUGUAGUUGUCAUCGCGUCGGCCACGGUGCUGCAACGACUGCUCCCGGCUCCCUCCUCGCGGUCUCCAGACCCCGACGCUGGCCCGCGUCACCUCCCAGCACCAUCCCCCGACCCUCCUCGACCUGCGGAGGCUCGACGCUGGCUCGCAUCACCUCCCAGCACCAUCCGUCGACCCCUCGACCUGCAGAGGCCCUCUGCAGCGAGCGACAGCACUGCGGUCCCCACGCCGGCCGCCGCGAUCCAACGACCACGCCGACCUCCCUUCUCGCGGUCUCCAAGCCCCGACGUAUUGUGUUUCCGUGAGCUCCGUGACGAGCAUGUCUUCGUGAUCAUCUAUGCCGUUGUCGCCAGCUACUUUGUGUGUGUUAUGCGUAGCGGCCUCGCGAUUAAGCAUAACGGCCGGCGGGGCGUGGGAAAGCCGCCGCCCAACAAGCGCCGGUUGGACUUAGCUUCGCGCUCCUCCUGCUUGGCUCACCGCCGCGACACCCUUCCACAACGCCGAGGAGGCUCUCCUCGGCGUUGCUCUGCUUUUAUUUAUUCUUCUCCUGCUUCUGUCCCUCGCCCGUUCCGGUUUGCUCUCGAACGCGGCGCGUCGGCACCGCGUUCUCGGCGACACCUGCACCCUCCACCUUCCACCUCGCGCUGCCCCACGCCGUCGAACGCAAACGUUCGGCGGCGCGUUCGUUCUCGGAGGUUCAAGGGCACCCGAGUCCCCUCGUCGUCGCACCGGCCACCGCGGUGGAACGGCCGCCACCUCGUGGUCCCCAAGGUCCCCAUCUGUUCGCGGAGGUCGAAGAGCGCGGUCCAGCCGCAUCGUUGUCGCUCCGGCCACCGCGGUGCAAUAGCAGCGCGCUGCACCCCCCUCGCGGUCGCAGAGACCCCUCGCAGGCCCACCGCCCCUCCCCGCCCAUUCCCCGCACCCUCUCCUGACCCUCCUCGACCCUCGCAGGCCCGCCGCAGCGAACAACGGCGCCCCGGUCGUAGCACUCGCCUCCCCUUCCGCCUCGCGCUCCCCCAGGCCAUCGAACGCAAACGUUCGGCGGUGCGUUUGUUUUGGGCGGUCGAAGGGAAGUCCAGUCACGUCGUUGUCGCGCCAGCCACUGCGGUGCAACAACAUCGUGUAGCCCCUUCCUCGCGGUCGCGGAGGCCCCUCGCAACACCUCACCACCUCCCUGUGUCCUCUCCCGACCCUCUUCGAACCGCGCAGGCCCGCGGCGGCGAACGACGGCGACGCGAUGGUCGCGCCGGCCACCGCGGUGCGACGAAGGCUCGCAGCCCCAAUUGCAGCGUUGCCAAGGCCCGCGAGGCCCCGGGCAGCCUCUCUCCACCUCCCAGCACCCUUCAUCGGCCGUCUUCGACCCGCGCAGGCCCACGACGCCCACGAUCUGCAUGGCCCUGCGAAGGCCCGGCCCACCUCUGCCCGUCGUCCCUGCACCCUCCCCGACACACGCAGGCCCACGACGGCGAACGACGCCACCCGCGUCGCCACACUGGCUACCGCGGUGCGACGACGGCGUGCAGCCCCAACCACGCGGUCCCCAAGGCCCCGCGAGGCUCCGCGCAGCCUCUCACCACCUCCUCGCACCCUCCCUCAACCCUCUUCGACGCACGCAGGCCCACAACAGCGAACGACGGAACAGCGAUCAUCGCGCUGGCCACCGCGGUGCCGCAAUGGCGCCAAGCUCCCUCCUGGCGGUCUCCAGCCACCGGCGAAAGCCCGCGUCACCUCUCAGCACCGUCACCCAACCUUCCUCGACCCGCGAUCGCCGUAUGCAGUGAAAGAUCGCGCCUUGAUCGUGACGCGGGCCACCACAGUGCAACGACCGCGCCCAGGUCCCUCCUCGCGGUCUGCAGGCCCCGACGCUGGACCCCAUCACCUCAGCCAACCUUCCUCGACCACGUUCGCCAUCCACAGCGAACGAUCGCGCUCCGGUCGUCAGGCUGGCCGCUGCAGUGGAACGACCACGCUGACCGCCCUCCUCGCGGUCUCCAGGCCCCGACGCUGGCACGCAUCACCUUCCAGAACCCUCAUCCUACCCUCUUCGACGCGCGUUUACCCUCCGUGGUGAACGACUGCCCUCCGGACCUCCCCUGCAACAUCGAGCGCCGGUCGCUCGACCAGGACCCCCCUCGCACACUCAAACGCAACGCGUUUGAAUGCAAGUUUGCCCAGCACUGCUCGGGCAGUGUAGCCCGCCGUCCGCGAACGAUCCACCGCCGUCCUCGUCCGCGCGAGCAAGCCACCACCGCCAUCCUGCUCUUGUCGACGCCACCGUCCUCGUCCUGGCGCUCCCCCAGGCCGUCGAACGCCACCGUUCAGCGGCACGUUUGCUUUCGGAGGUCGAAGGGCAUUCUAGCCACGUCUUUGUCGCGCCAGCCACCGCGGUGCGACAGCGGCAUGCAGCCUCGUCCUCGCGGUCGCGGAGGCCCUGCGAAGCCUCACCACACCCGACUCCACCUCCCUGCACCCUUCGUCGACCCUCCUCUUCGCGCGCAGGUCCACCACGGUGAAUGA
This is a messenger RNA of Sparassis crispa, 2805 nucleotides long. RefSeq lists its product as hypothetical. The record is from RefSeq and is a predicted model, not a curated record. The transcript has 10 exons. Lineage: Eukaryota; Fungi; Basidiomycota; Agaricomycetes; Polyporales; Sparassidaceae. Bases 1 to 2805 code for a protein of 934 amino acids.